Fonsecaea multimorphosa CBS 102226 is the source of this 633-nucleotide messenger RNA. RefSeq lists its product as uncharacterized. Lineage: Eukaryota; Fungi; Ascomycota; Eurotiomycetes; Chaetothyriales; Herpotrichiellaceae. The transcript has a single exon. The coding region runs from base 1 to 633 and encodes 210 amino acids. The record is from RefSeq and is a predicted model, not a curated record.
AUGCCAGCGGCAGUCCCUUCAAUGUCCAUUGCGCCCUUGAUCGUCACGAGCACGACAGGAACCACCAUCCAAGCCCUCGACUACCUGACGGGGGAGACGUCCGGAAUGGCCACCGUGAUGUCCACGCACAGCGACCGCAAGACGACCGAGAAGAAGGAGAAGAAGACCAGGAGGCAUUGGUGGUCGCGCAUCCGGAGAGGAAGGCCGUGCCGCGAGAUGAAGACGCUGGAGACGGCACAGCCGAGUCGGAGCCCGAGUCGGGGUCGGGGUCGGAGUCCCCGGCCGCUCGACGAUGAUAUGUUCCCCAGGACGAUCCGCAGCGGCAGUUCUCAGUCCCUGCCGACGCUGCACACGCCGCCGGCUAUCAAAAUCACGCCCAGUCCCGGUUCCGGUGUGAGUUCUUCAAGCGUCGACUCCUCCCCGCGCGCCAGCAGCUGCAGUACCAACAGCUUCAGCUCAGGCACCUCGCGAGCCACCACCACCAGCGGUGCGGCCGGAGUGUACGAGGCGCUCGGCACCAAGGCCAUCAUCACGGAACAGAAGAAGUUGCAGAACUAUCGCGCUCGACAGGGCAUCUUGGGAGAUCGCUCGGUUGAUGCGAUUGUUUUGGGAGGCGCCUUUGUCUUCAUGUAA